Symbiodinium necroappetens is the source of this 161-nucleotide messenger RNA. The record is from the annotation of a GenBank genome assembly. Lineage: Eukaryota; Dinophyceae; Suessiales; Symbiodiniaceae.
GAGCUCACGAGCCUGAAGCGCCUGCAGACGUCUCUGAGCGAGGAGCAUGUCACUCCUAUCGACGACGCUGCCAUUGUAAGGCAGAAAUCACCGGUUUCAGGCGAUUCUUUCCGCUCACGGUUAUCGCCCCAUGGCCCACCUCCGCCAGAGGAAGAGAUCCA